This is a messenger RNA of Prunus armeniaca (apricot), 180 nucleotides long. Lineage: Eukaryota; Viridiplantae; Streptophyta; Magnoliopsida; Rosales; Rosaceae. The record is from the annotation of a GenBank genome assembly.
AUGUAUUUCAUGUCUGCUAUUCAAUAUUCUGCUCAGUUCACACUAUUGCAUACAGAUGCAGACACCACUUAUUCAGGGCAAAGAGGAUCCAGGAUUGAUACACUGCUUAUUCAGGGUAAAGAGGAUCCAGGAUUGAUACUAAUUAAACCACCAAUGAAUGGCGAUCAGCACCUGAUCUAA